AGGCGUUCCUCUCUCCUAGUCCCAGAUGAGAUUCUCAACACUUUCCUCUAGCCAACCUCUGGAAAGAACCAAAAUAAGGAGUCGUGAUCUCUGCACUCUUCUGUUCUUAAAAACCGUGCCUUCGAGGCACAUAAACUGAAACUAACUGCACAAUUCCAAGGAGACAUUCCGCCUUUUCCAUUCCAGUUAUUUUACAAAAACAAAACGCGAAAGACAUCAUUUGUACAAAGGCUCAAAAAUGCAAGGGACUUCAGGCUGUGAACUUCCCUUCCCAACACAAGGGUCUGAGUCCGCACAACGGACACAAUCAGUAACCCUUACUUGUAACGAACAGAAAAGAAUUCCGUUUGUAAACCACGGCUGUCGGAGACCGUGGAUCAGUCCGCCGGAACUACGCCUCCCAGCAUGCAGUGCGGCCAGUUCCUGCCGAAGCGCGACUGAAGAGGUGCAUGUCGGGAACUAGAGUUUCCGUCUCUGAACGAUUGGAGAAGUUGCCUUUCCUGUACCCUGACUUACGCUUUUGCAGUCUAGAGUUCUACGGAGAGCAAAUCAGAAAUUUAGAGACUCAUUUCAGGGUCCCCUCCCUACUCGUAGCCGGAACCUUACGCGGCAAAGUUACUUCCGGAGCAAAUCUUUUCGCAGGUUUCCGUUUCCGGUCGUUUUGUUGCCUUGGUAACGAGAACGCGAAAACAAUCUUGGCAGUUAUGGCGGGAGUGAGCGGUGGCCAGAUUCCGGAUGGGGAGUUCACCGCUACCGUGUACCGGCUCAUCCGUGAUUCCCGCUAUGCCGAAGCGGUGCAGCUGCUGGGCGGUGAGCUCCAGCGCUGCCCUAGGAGCCGAGCCGGCCUGUCGCUGCUGGGCUACUGCUACUACCGCCUGCAGGAGUUCGCGCUGGCGGCCGAGUGCUACGAGCAGCUAGGCCAGCUGCAUCCGGAGCUGGAGCAGUACCGCCUCUAUCAGGCCCAGGCCCUGUACAAGGCCUGCCUUUACCCAGAGGCUACCCGGGUCGCCUUCCUCCUCCUGGACAACCCAGCCUACCACAAUCGGGUCCUCCGCCUUCAAGCGGCGAUAAAGUACAGCGAGGGCGAUCUGCCCGGGGCAAGGAGCCUGGUGGAACAGCUACUGAGUGGGGAAGGAGGGGAUGACAGUGGGGGCGAGAGUGAGCCUGAUGGCCAGGUCAACCUGGGUUGUUUGCUCUACAAGGAGGGGCAGUAUGAAGCCGCGUGUUCCAAGUUCUCUGCGGCCCUGCAGGCCUCGGGUUACCGGCCUGACCUUUCCUACAACUUGGCUUUGGCUUAUUACAGCAGCAGGCAGUAUGCCCCAGCUCUGAAGCAUAUAGCCGACAUUAUCGAGCGUGGCAUUCGCCAGCACCCGGAGCUCGGUGUGGGCAUGACCACGGAGGGCAUUGAUGUUCGCAGCGUUGGCAACACCUUAGUCCUUCACCAGACUGCUCUGGUGGAAGCCUUCAACCUCAAGGCAGCUAUAGAAUACCAGCUGAGAAACCAUGAGGCGGCCCAGGAAGCCCUCACUGACAUGCCACCAAGGGCAGAGGAGGAGUUAGACCCUGUGACCUUACACAACCAAGCACUAAUGAACAUGGAUGGCAGACCUACCGAAGGAUUUGAAAAGCUACAGUUCUUGCUCCAGCAGAACCCCUUUCCCCCAGAGACUUUUGGCAACCUGUUACUGCUUUACUGUAAGUAUGAAUAUUUUGACUUGGCAGCAGAUGUCCUGGCAGAAAAUGCCCAUUUGACUUACAGGUUCCUCACACCCUAUCUCUAUGACUUCUUGGAUGCCAUGAUCACUUGCCAGACAGCUCCGGAAGAGGCUUUCAUUAAGCUUGAUGAACUAGCUGGGAUGCUGACGGAGCAUCUCCGGAAACUCACCAUUCAGGUGCAGGAAGCAAGACACAAUAGAGACGAUGAAGCUGUCAAAAAGGCAGUUAAUGAGUACGAUGAAACCCUUGAGAAGUAUAUUCCUGUGUUGAUGGCCCAGGCAAAAAUCUACUGGAACCUUGAAAAUUACCCAAUGGUGGAAAAGAUCUUCCGCAAAUCUGUGGAAUUCUGUAAUGACCAUGAUGUGUGGAAAUUGAAUGUGGCUCAUGUUCUGUUCAUGCAGGAAAACAAAUACAAAGAAGCAAUUGGUUUUUAUGAGCCCAUCGUCAAGAAGCAUUAUGAUAACAUCCUGAAUGUCAGUGCUAUUGUAUUAGCUAACCUCUGCGUUUCAUAUAUUAUGACAAGUCAAAAUGAAGAAGCUGAGGAGUUGAUGAGGAAGGUUGAAAAGGAGGAAGAGCAGCUCUCCUACGAAGACCCAGAAAAGAAAGUCUACCAUCUGUGCAUUGUCAACUUGGUGAUAGGAACACUUUAUUGUGCCAAAGGAAAUUAUGACUUUGGUAUUUCCCGAGUUAUCAAAAGCUUGGAACCUUAUAAUAAAAAACUGGGAACUGAUACUUGGUAUUAUGCCAAAAGGUGCUUUCUAUCCUUAUUAGAAAACAUGUCAAAACACACAAUCAUGUUGCGUGACAAUGUUAUUCAAGAAUGUGUCCAGUUUCUAGAGCACUGUGAACUUUAUGGCAGGAACAUACCUGCAGUUAUUGAACAACCCCUGGAAGAAGAAAGAAUGCAUAUUGGAAAGAAUACAGUCACGUAUGAAUCCAGACAGUUAAGAGCUUUGAUUUAUGAGAUUAUUGGAUGGAAUAUGUAGUUAUGGCUGAUAAUGACUUUUGUCAUAAUGGCUUUGUUAUCUAUAUCUGACACUUUUAUUUGUAUUUAGUCUUUGGCACCUUUAGAUUUUGUUACAUGUUGAGCUUUGUACACUUUAAAGUUAUAAGUUAGAUAGAACUUUUGAUAAUUCCACAAAAUGAAUACGAUCAAAGGAAUUUUAACCCACGAAGAAUUUAUGAAACUUUUCCAAAUUGAUAGGGAAAGUUGUGUCUGAUAGUACUUGUAAGGACUGUGUUUUCUGCCCUUUGUUAUCUUUGUGCUUUGCUGUAUCUUGAGGAGCCCCAGUGCAAUGGGUUACAUCACUCAGAGACACAGUACAAUCAAGUCUGGAACUCAGUAGUUAAAUGUAGAGGACUACUGGGCUUUAUCACUUCAGGGAUUCAUGUUCUAUCUUAUUUACCGUCAUAAUUCUAUUAAUUUGUAAUGCUUACAUUUUGCAUAGAUUUUAGGAUGUUCUGGUAGGGUAUUUCAAUAUAGAUGUAAUGCACUACCUAACCAAAAUUUCUUAGGUUAUAAAUGUUUUUGUCUGUUUUUUUGACGUGUAAGAUUUAGGAAGAAAACUUAUGCCCUAACAGAAUUAUGGUGCUAUGGUGUAGAGACAAUAAACAAUUGACAUAUUUCCCUGAC
Loxodonta africana (African savanna elephant) is the source of this 3349-nucleotide messenger RNA. RefSeq names its product intraflagellar transport protein 70B. Bases 450 to 2702 code for a protein of 750 amino acids. The transcript has a single exon. Gene Ontology annotation, biological process: intraciliary transport. Gene Ontology annotation, molecular function: intraciliary transport particle B binding; protein binding. The record is from RefSeq and is a predicted model, not a curated record. Gene Ontology annotation, cellular component: intraciliary transport particle B; axonemal microtubule. Lineage: Eukaryota; Metazoa; Chordata; Mammalia; Proboscidea; Elephantidae.